Molecule: messenger RNA, 1701 nt
Organism: Talaromyces amestolkiae
Lineage: Eukaryota; Fungi; Ascomycota; Eurotiomycetes; Eurotiales; Trichocomaceae
Exons: 4
Coding region: 1-1701 (566 amino acids)
Biological process (GO): DNA-templated transcription
Cellular component (GO): nucleus
Molecular function (GO): zinc ion binding; DNA binding
Source: RefSeq, a predicted model, not a curated record
AUGCAGAUGCUCGAUAACAAUCUUAUUCCUCACUGUCUACUACUCAUUGUUCUGGCCACUGGAUUACGCUGUCUGGAGCCGGAUUCUGCUCUCCCGGAUCGUUGGGCAGAAGAAUGCAGACAUCUUGUGAUUCCGGACAUUUUCUCUCGGGCUUCAACAACAAAUCUGCAGACACUGCUCCUUUUGCAGCGGUAUGAAUGGCAUCGCGGUGCUCAUCUGAGCGCUUAUUUUGUCGCCGCUCUAGCAACGCGUCUGGCAACAGCUCUGCAACUAGAAGCAGAACCAUCUGCCAAUCGCAGCGAUGCUCCUCCUCUUCCGGCCACAGUGAUGGAGACUAGGCGUCGCUUGAUUUGGAGCUGUUUUACCAUGGACUCUGUUCCUGACGGUAGCACAAGCCCCCUGAAAUCUGCGUUGGAUCCAUUUUCGAUCGAAGCUCGACUUCCAUGCGAUGAACGUUCUUAUUGGCUUGGUCUUGACGCAGUGACUGAUACAUUCUCAAAAAUAAAAGAAUCCGGCAAUACCACAGGAUUAGGCUCAUCCAGUGUUGCAGGCUACAUUAUCCUGAUGGCUGGAAUACGCUUGCAAAUUCUCCAAUAUGCUUCUACCUUUUCUCCAAAGAACAAGGAAUUGCUUCUUCCGGAAAUACCAUGGCAUUCUGAUUCCAAGUUUCAACAUCACAAGCGUCUAAUGGAUGAUUUUCUUGUUAAAUUGCCGCAUGAGUUUCAAUGGAACGAGUAUACGAAGCUCAACCCGGAGGCCUGGCAAUCGACUAGGAGUACUCUUUGCACGCUUCACGUUAUGUAUCAUGCUGCGUAUACUGACCUCUUACGAGUCGCUUUAUUUCUAGAGAGAGCUCAGACCGUUUUUCAAAGCAAGUCUUUGUUUGCAAAUUCGCCGUUUGCCAAUAUCUCUGACCAAGACCUCGACCCCUUUGUAUCCGUCGGUGCUUGCGUCUCGAUUCGAGUGCUCAUUCUAGAGCGAGGACCUGGAGACGCUGAGAGCUUGGGCAUCUCAGAAGCUGCUGUUCGGAAUGCUCUAGAUGUGGCCACUACCUGCGCGAAAAGAACAGCUAGGUGGUCCCAGCCAAUGCGAAAGAUGUUACACGCUCUCGCUGAAAGAGCUCUACAAUAUGGGAUCCGCCUGGAUGUCCCAGAAAUAUUUUUGCCCGCCAGUCCGACGUCGCAUCUUCCCUCGAGGGCACACUCUCCAAGUCUUCGCACGUACGGAACUCAGGGAAGUAUACAUCGUUCUCUCGCAAGUAAUAAAGAUGACACUCAGAUAUUCCUGGAUCAACAAAACCAUGUGUUAACGGCUCACACAAUGGUUGACUCUGGAAAAAAAACCAGCUUACAAGAGCCAACCGUGGUCACCACGAUACCACAAUCAGCACAGAACCCUGGCAUUUCCAUGGAAUCUCUCUCGUUAUUGGAAGCCAGCACUACUGGCAUAACAGGCAAUGCAAUUCUAAACUCGGGUAAUUCAGGAGCACCAGGACUCAAUAGCCCCUUUCUCCACUCCUAUGAAGCCCUCAGCCCAGAGUCACUCCGUAUCGCAUCUAACUGGAGUAAUGGGACAUAUGACAUUGUCACGAGUGAUCUCUCAUUUGCUAUGAGUCCAGGUGACACUUUUCUCGACUUUAACAGCGAUGAUUACCAAUUAUUCAACACAGACAUCGGCAACAAUAACAUAUGGCCGACCUAA